Triplophysa rosa is the source of this 3359-nucleotide messenger RNA. RefSeq names its product potassium channel, subfamily K, member 12 (gene kcnk12). Gene Ontology annotation, molecular function: potassium ion leak channel activity. The record is from RefSeq and is a predicted model, not a curated record. The transcript is spliced from 3 exons. Gene Ontology annotation, biological process: potassium ion transmembrane transport; stabilization of membrane potential. Gene Ontology annotation, cellular component: membrane. Lineage: Eukaryota; Metazoa; Chordata; Actinopteri; Cypriniformes; Nemacheilidae. The coding region runs from base 1026 to 2255 and encodes 409 amino acids.
CAGAGGGAAAAAACGACCGUACUGUAGCCACACGUUCCCACGUUAACGCUGCGCACUCGGAGCGCUAAUAGAAGCCUGCGCGCCGCGUGCCGCAUAGUUCACCGGUGAUAUGUGAGGCGCCUUUGGCACUGCGCGCGCCCUGCGGUCCCAAAGUGGCGCGAAAUGGAAUCUUGGAGCGACGGAGGCGAGAAAGAAGAGCUGCAUCUCGUUAUUUUCAACACCUUUUUUUCUCACCAAUGAAUGUGCGCCGAUGUUUGUUUUGGCUAUUAUUGAGAGACAAUAAAACAAAGAUUUGUGGAAAAUUAACGGUUUUCUUCAAAAAAGUGUAUUUAGAAGAACAAAGUAGAAGGGAACAGGACACACAAACGGUAUUUCACUUUUAUUGCCGCUUUUCUUGACGGAAUAACUAAAGUACAAAAUAGCGUAUUCUAUGGCGUAUUGGGAGUGACAGAUAAUCAAAGUUACAACCAGACAAAUUAGAGAAGAUUUAUGCUGUACAAAGGUCUUUGGACUCACUGUCCGUAGUGCGCACAGAUCCAGAUCAUCUCAUUAGGACUGCGGGCAUCAAACAUCCCAAAGCGAAACCACUGGAGGUCUAGGUCCGGAAAAAAGUCCAAAAAAAGCUCAUAUGCUCGCUAAAUGUCUGUAUUAGCAUCUCCCCGCUGUAUCUUUCGUCGGAUGCGUAAAUUCGCGUAAUACGCGGGACGAACGAUUUGGCGCAGCGACCGAAAGGACAAGCCGGAUGCUGCGCCCGCAUCAUGGAAAAGCAGAAGGACACGAGGGUUUACAGAGAGACGCAUCCUCUGCACUAAAACACAACACGGAGUCUUUACACCGCCUGAGAUAUUAGGCAUUGAACUCUUCUUGGGUGGAUUUAUGUGGAUGCCGAAUCCACGGGAUACCCUGGAUGGAGAGCUACUUUAUUAACCUCGAGGAUGUUCUAGGCUCUCGGAUCGUGCAGCAGCCGCUCGAGACUCAUCCAUGUCAUUGCAUCGGUCGCUGUCCACUGCGCGCGUGGUGCUGAAAUGUGGAAGAUGCCGGCGCAGCGACUGCAGGGCUGCCGCUCCCUUCACAUCAACGAAGACAAUGGGCGCUUUCUGCUGCUCGCCGCGCUCAUCAUCGUGUACCUGCUGUGCGGCGCGGCGGUGUUUUCCGCCAUCGAGAGGCCGUCCGAGCUGCGAGCCCACGGGCGCUGGAACCGGACCCUCGUGAACUUCAGCGACACGUUUAAUAUCAGCGUGGAGGAUCUGAACUCUCUGUUGAAGGAGUAUGAAGCUGCCAUUGCCGCAGGAGCUCGGGUCGAUGCUCUACGGCCCAGAUGGGAUUUUACAGGGGCGUUUUAUUUCGUCGCAACGGUGGUGUCCACUAUAGGUUUUGGGAUGACCACGCCGGUGACAGUCGCUGGAAGGGUCUUCUUGAUCUUCUACGGUCUGUUGGGUUGCGCAGCCACCAUCCUCUUCUUCAACCUCUUUCUGGAGCGCAUCAUUACCCUGCUGGCCGUGGUGAUGAAGGCCGUGCGUCUGCGCCGCUUGCGUACCAGCGGCCUCCUCCCGCCGGGGAUCUGCCAGGACUUUGCCGCGAGCACCCUGCCCGGCUGGAAACCCUCUGUCUAUCACGUGAUGCUGAUCCUCGGCCUGUCCUCCAUCGUGAUAUCCUGCUGCGCGUCUGCCAUGUAUACGCCGGUGGAGGGCUGGGCGUACCUGGACUCUCUUUACUUCUGCUUCGUCACCUUCAGCACCAUCGGUUUCGGGGAUUUGGUGAGCAGUCAAAACGCCGCAUACGGCUACCAGGGCCUGUACCGCCUGGCCAACUUCUUCUUUAUCUUGACUGGCGUCUGCUGUAUUUACUCUCUGUUUAACGUCAUCUCCAUCGUCAUCAAGCAGGUCCUCAACUGGAUGUUGGGAAAAAUGAGUUGCCUAUGUUGCCAGCACUGCAACAAAGCAAACGCUUUCCUAGGACGCCGCAACGCCAUCAGGCCGGGCUCACGACUCCGGCGGGGACGCUUCGGACGUCCGCCUGACUCGGAGGGACCGUGUGAUAGCGACACGGAGGGCCGCAGGCUCUCCGGUGAGAUGAUCUCAAUGCGAGACCUGACGGGAUCCAAUAAAAUCUCUCUGGCCAUCAUGCAGAAACAGCUCUCGGAUUCGGCCAACGGAUACCCGAGAACCGUGUCACGGCAGAACGGCUUUUCUGGCGGCGUCGGUGCGCUGGGCAUAAUGAACAACAGAUUAGCAGAAACCAGUGACUCUAGGUAGAGAUGAGCUUUGUCUGACCAGUUUAAGGAUAUCAAAUAUGGUAAAAGCCUUGUAAUUCCUUUUGGAAGUGCUGCUCGGGUCUGCCUUGAGCUUGUGUUAGAACAGCAUGGCAUGCAUGACCUGUCUAGGAUUAUCUAUUAAGAUUGGAAUUAUAUUAUCAGUAGGAUUUUUAAAUAGUGAUAUACCGCGUUUUGGGCCAAGAACACGUGUACUAGGAGGAGCGAAGAAGUGAUGUAUUUUAACAUAUAAGUCAACAUAGCUGUGAUGAACUAAAUCACAAUUUCUGAAACAUGUACGCAUUACUGUUCCACGUAGGGUGUGUAUACGAACGGAGGAGAGGUUGUCUAGACCAAAAUGGUACAAGUAGCAUCCGUUUCAAUUCAUCUGGAUAGCACACUAUAUACACAACUAUGCAUCUUUAUGUUAUAAAUACAAGCAAGCGUAUUUGAUACAGUAGUUUUCACUUUGUCCCAAUUCACAGUAUACUAUACACCAAAAAGUUCUGUAUGUACUUUUUUGAGCGUGACAUAGUUACACUAAAAAUGUAUUGGGACGUCCACUUCUAAUAAACAGUUUUGACAACUUCAGUCAUUUCUCAGCAACAGUUUGGGCAGGACCCCUUUUCUAUUUCAACAUGACAAUGUUCCUGUGCACAAAGCAAGAUUAAAAAAGAAAUGAUUGAUUCAUGCCCUGUCCACACGAACCUGGGGAUUUUCAAAACCGCAGCUUUUUCUAUGCGGUUUGGCCGCAGUUUCACUGAAACCGAACCGAACGUUUCUGAAAACUCCUGCCAGGGUGAAGAUUUUCAGAAACUCCGGUUGUAGCGUUGUUGUGUAGCCUACACAGAACCGGUAGUAACCUUUUUUCAGGCUUCUGAUUGGCCAACAUGGCUUUACAGUUAGAGUUAUAGUGGUGUGCUCUUGACAGCGCUUUAUAGCAUGUUUUUACAUUUUCACGUGGACGGAGAUUUUUUUUUUUUUAAUUACUGGAAAAGAUAAACAUGUUUAUAAGAAGGAGCGUCCCAAUACUUUUCUUCUUAUAGUGUGUGUACCAGUGUUGGGUGUAACUAGUUACUAAGUAAUUAGUUACUGUAAUUUAAUUACU